UUCACGCCUGGGAAUAUUGGGAAUCUGUUUGGGAUGCCAGAGAGUGAUGGGAGGAUUCUUCAGCGGUCCAAACGUGGAUGGAUGUGGAAUCAAUUCUUUCUGCUCGAGGAAUACACAGGAAAUGACCAUCAAUAUGUCGGCAAGCUGCACUCUAACAUGGACAAGGGUGAAGGCAAUGUGAAGUAUGUUCUGACUGGAGACGGGGCAGGCACGCUGUUCCUGAUUGAUGAGAAGUCUGGGGAUAUUCAUGCCACCAAGAGGCUGGACAGGGAAGAGAAAGCUAUGUACACACUCCAUGCAAAGGUGUUGGAUAGGAACACCAAUGCAGAGCUGGAGCCUGACACCGAAUUUAACAUCAAAAUUCACGACAUCAACGACAAUGCGCCAAAGUUUGAAAAGGAAAUCUACUUUGCCAGCGUCCCCGAAAUGUCUGAAGUUGGUACAUCUGUUGCCACUAUAACUGCCACUGAUGCCGAUGAUCAAACGUAUGGGAACAGUGCCAAGCUCGUAUAUAGCAUUCUGCAGGGACAACCCUAUUUCUCUGUGGAUUCUGAAAAUGGCACCAUCAAGACAGCCCUGCCCGGCAUGGACAGAGAAGUCAAGGAAAACUACCAGGUUGUGAUCCAAGCUAAAGACAUGGCUGGACAGAUGGGCGGCCUCUCAGGAACCACCACUGUCAGCAUCACCCUGUCCGAUGUGAACGACAGUCCACCGCGCUUUGCUAACCAUUCCUUUCGUGUGACUACUGUGGAGUCUACAGAGAUUGGAGGUGCAAUUGGCCGUAUUAAGGCUGAUGAUCCAGAUGUUGGGCGUAAUGCUGAGAUGGAGUACAGCAUAGUUGGUGGUCAUGACAUAUUCAACAUUAUCACUGACCAAACAACACAGGAGGGAGUCAUCAUAAUCAAAAAGGCACUGGAUUACGAAAGUAAGAGGGACUAUGAGUUCAGAGUGGAGGUGAAAAACACCUAUUUAGACGCAAGGUUCAUCCACGGUUUGCAAUUCAAAGACUACGCCACCGUCAAGGUAACGGUAGAGGAUGUGGACGAGCCGCCUGUUUUCACCAGGAACCCUUACAUCAUCGAGGUGCACGAGGACACGGCUGCUGGCAGCUUUGUCGGUGUGGUGUCGGCCAGGGACCCUGACGCUGACAACAAGCCAGUCAAAUACUCCAUUGAUCGGCAUACAGAUCUAGAGAGGCUGUUCAACAUCGAUUCUGUGAAUGGCACCAUCACAACACUGAAAGCACUGGAUAGAGAAAUGUCUAAAUGGCACAACAUCUCUGUGGUGGCCACUGAAAUAAAUAACCCACGCCAGACAACUCGAGUGCCUGUGUUCAUCAAGGUGUUAGAUGUCAACGACAACGCCCCUGAGUUUGCAAUGUCCUACGACACAUUUGUCUGUGAGAAUGUCAAGGCAGGACAGCUGAUUCAGACAAUAAGUGCUGUUGACACAGACGAACCCCUUGUUGGACACAAGUUUGUCUUUAGUAUAAGUGCCACCAACCCGAACUUCACAAUUGUUGACAGGGAAGAUAACACUGCCAAUAUCCUGACGCGGAGGGGAGGUUUCAGCCGCCGUGAGAUGAGCAUGUACUUCCUGCCUGUAGUGAUCUCAGACAAUGACUACCCGAUUCAGAGCAGCACCAGCACACUGAUUGUGCGUGUGUGUGCUUGCGACAGCCGUGGAAACAUGCAAUCAUGUAACCCUGAGGUCCUGCCCUUCUCAGAUGGUCUCACAACUGGUGCUCUGGUGGCCAUACUGCUCUGUGUCAUUAUUCUCCUCAUGAUCGUGGUGCUGUUUGCUGCCCUAAGGAGACAGAGGAAGAAGGAGCCUCUGAUCAUCUCCAAAGAGGAUGUCAGAGACAACGUUGUCAGCUACAACGAUGAAGGGGGCGGAGAGGAGGACACUCAGGCCUUUGAUAUUGGCACGCUGCGCAACCCAGAGGUGAUGGAUGCUAACAAGCUACGCAGGGACAUCAUACCCGAAAUGCUGUUUCCCUUUCGGAGGACAUCCCCUAUAAAGGACAACACAGAUGUCAGAGACUUCAUUAAUGGGAGGCUUCAGGAGAACGAUUCAGAUCCUACAGCACCCCCCUAUGACUCCCUGGCCACGUAUGCUUAUGAGGGCAGCGGGUCACUGGCAGAAUCCCUCAGUUCACUGGAGUCUGCUGCCACCGACGGGGACCAUGAUUAUGAUUAUCUCAGCAACUGGGGACCACAAUUCAAAAAGUUGGCAGAGAUGUACAUAGGGAAGAGUCCUGACAGGGAGACCUAGACAGAGCCAUGGUGAUCUCUCUUUUUUCAAAGCCCAUUUUUUAUCGUCAGUUUAUCUAGUUAGCUAGCCAGACAGCUAUUUGUCUAGUUAGUUAGCUAGCAAUCUAGUUGA
Molecule: messenger RNA, 2385 nt
Organism: Micropterus dolomieu (smallmouth bass)
Lineage: Eukaryota; Metazoa; Chordata; Actinopteri; Centrarchiformes; Centrarchidae
Gene: cdh10a
Product: cadherin 10, type 2a (T2-cadherin)
Exons: 11
Coding region: 34-2274 (746 amino acids)
Biological process (GO): calcium-dependent cell-cell adhesion; homophilic cell-cell adhesion; multicellular organism development
Cellular component (GO): adherens junction; catenin complex; plasma membrane
Molecular function (GO): calcium ion binding; cadherin binding
Source: RefSeq, a predicted model, not a curated record